AUGUAAUAAUCUAAUCAAGAAAUUGCCUAAACAGAAAGAUAGUGUUAUAUCAAACUACCAUCGAUUGCUAAAUGUCGAUUAUCAAUAAAGAGCAUUAUGUCAGAGGCAGAAUUGAUAUAAAAAUCUGUAAGUUGUGAAAUGAUCUAUUAAAGUCAGUUAAUAAUACUCGAUUUAUGAAACCUCUGGGAGAACGAAUAUUAAGAAAAGAACUAAAGAUUCAUUCCUCAAUUAUAGAAUUUAAACAGAACUUUAAAAAUAUGAUUACAAAUUCUAAAUAUGGUUUACAAUAUAUGAAAAGAAAGGUUUUCCCUAAACUAUAAGCACUUUGA
Paramecium pentaurelia is the source of this 329-nucleotide messenger RNA. The record is from the annotation of a GenBank genome assembly. Lineage: Eukaryota; Ciliophora; Oligohymenophorea; Peniculida; Parameciidae.